CGCCUCCCCGCUCCGCCUUGUCGUGGGGACGCCCGCCCGCUCGCUCUCAGGCCCGCCUUCAGGGUGUUACCGGCUUUUGGCUCCGCCCCUCGCGUAAUUGAACUUCCGCUCGGGGAAAGGCCGCUUCCGUUCCCGCUGGCGCGCUGUCUCGCACUAUGGCCGCGCCGCAGCCACUGCGUGUGUUGUGCUUGGCGGGUUUCCGGCAGAGCGAGCGGGGCUUCCGCGAGAAGACGGGAGCGCUGAGGAAGGCGCUGCGGGGCCGCGCCGAGCUCGUGUGCCUCAGCGGCCCGCACCCGGUGGUGGACACAGCGGGCGCCGGGCCGGAGUCCGGGUCCUGCCCUCCAGAGGAGCAGCCUCGAGGCUGGUGGUUUUCAGAACAGGAGGCAGACGUUUUCUCCGCACUGGAAGAGCCUACAGUGUGCAGAGGUCUGGAAGAAGCCCUGGGAACGGUGGCACAGGCACUGAACAAGCUGGGGCCUUUUGAUGGGCUCCUUGGUUUCAGCCAGGGGGCUGCGCUGGCAGCCCUUGUGUGUGCCCUUGGCCAAGCAGGCGACCCCCGUUUCCCCUUGCCGAGGUUUAUCAUCUUGGUAUCUGGGUUCUGUCCUCGGGGCCUUGGCCUCCAGGAAUCCAUCCUGCAGGGGCCCUUGUCGCUGCCUUCACUCCAUGUUUUUGGGGACACUGACCGUGUCAUCCCCUCUCAGGAGAGUAUGCAACUAGCUAGCAGAUUCACUGGAUCCAUCACUCUCACCCACUCUGGUGGCCACUUCAUUCCAGCAGCUGCACCACAGCGCCAGGCCUACCUCAAGUUCUUGGACCAGUUUGUGAAAGAUCAAAUGAAAGAGUGAAAGAUCAAAUGCCUGGGUCCCUGUAUCAUCCUCACCCCUGUGGGGACACUGACUUUGGGGCAGCCUCUACGAUCCGAUCCUUGCUCUUCCCUUGCCCCUCCCCUGGGACCUCCACUGUUGUUUUUACUCCUCACCAUCACCAAUUAAGACAAAUAUC
Molecule: messenger RNA, 1002 nt
Organism: Pipistrellus kuhlii (Kuhl's pipistrelle)
Lineage: Eukaryota; Metazoa; Chordata; Mammalia; Chiroptera; Vespertilionidae
Gene: OVCA2
Product: OVCA2 serine hydrolase domain containing
Exons: 2
Coding region: 156-845 (229 amino acids)
Biological process (GO): response to retinoic acid
Cellular component (GO): cytoplasm; nucleus
Source: RefSeq, a predicted model, not a curated record